Chroicocephalus ridibundus (black-headed gull) is the source of this 2578-nucleotide messenger RNA. Its product is annotated as dynein axonemal assembly factor 11-like. The coding region runs from base 341 to 2212 and encodes 623 amino acids. The transcript is spliced from 16 exons. Gene Ontology annotation, cellular component: cytoplasm. The record is from RefSeq and is a predicted model, not a curated record. Gene Ontology annotation, biological process: outer dynein arm assembly. Gene Ontology annotation, molecular function: protein binding. Lineage: Eukaryota; Metazoa; Chordata; Aves; Charadriiformes; Laridae.
GCGUUCACUGGGCUAAUCUUAAUCUUUGCUUUGCUCUUCAAAACGAGUGUUUCUGCUGUGAGGCUACUUGACAGGAAGCAUGACCUCAUUCUCCGCCGUGCCGCUGAUUGCACGGGCUGCUUUCAAAAGGAAACAGGGGACUUCACCGACCUGCCGUUCCCAAGCCCCAGGGCUGAUCUCUGCCAGCCAGCCGCAGAAGGAGCACCCUCCACUUCACGUCUCCGAGGCUCCCCUGUUGAUGAUGAGCAACGUUUUUGCAUCCAUGUGUUAAUAGAAAUGGAUUUUCCAGAUAAUCUACAUUGCCUGUUACCCCAAGGUGUAUGAAACAAUCCUUUGCAAGAUGUAUGGAAUACCACGUGUUGCAUCAACACCAGGAGCAAGUUCAACAGCGUUUAAUGGAGAACAUGGAUGCAGCUUCUCACAACGUAUUUUUCCAAGUUAUGCUUGUGCCUUUUUGGACUACGACCCUGCCUAUGAGUGUUGUUCCACAAAUCCUCUGCCCAGCUCCCUUUCCACAUGUCGCCGCAGCCCUCGCCUGCUUUCUAAUGGUUAUUACGUUUUGACAGAAGACAGUUUUCUGUCUGAUGAAGAAGGCAACAUAACAUUGACACCAUGCCAGACAAGUGUUACAUAUAAAGAGAAUUUAGUUCGCAUAUUCAGGCGAAGGAAGAAAAUCCGUCGCUCUCUGGACAGCUUGUUCAAUCUUGAUGCCUGCAGUUCAUGGGUCAACCGCACCGUUCUCAGCAAUAUGGAUCCCUCCCACAUAGACGAUCCUUGGCUUGAUGGACGCAGUAAACUCGAAAGCAGUCAGAGCAAUAUUGUCACUGAAGAUCUCGUUAGAAGACGUGCAGAACAUAACGACUGUGAAAUUUUUUCACUGGAAGAAAUCUCUUUACAUCAGCAGGAAAUAGAAAAACUAGAGUAUCUUGACAAAUGGUGUCGAGAUUUAAAAAUUCUCUAUCUUCAGAAUAAUCUAAUUCCAAAAAUUGAAAAUGUGGGCAAACUCAAGAAGCUGGAAUAUUUAAAUGUAGCUUUGAACAACAUUGAAAGAAUUGAAAAUCUGGAAGGCUGUGAAGAACUGAAGAAACUUGACCUAACAGCAAAUUUCAUUGGUGAACUCUCCAGUAUAGAAACCCUAAAAUAUAAUAUACACCUGAAUGAACUGUUUCUAGUGGGUAACCCAUGUACUGAAUUUGAAGGUUAUAGGCAAUACGUGGUAGCAACUCUUCAUCAAUUAAAAUGUUUGGAUAGUAAAGACAUAGAACGUUCAGAGAGGAUUCAAGCACUUCAAAAUUAUCCAGAAGUGAAACAGAAAAUCAGAGAACAGGAACGAGCUUACCUUCUCAAAAGAGCCAGAGAAAAAGAAGAGGCUCAAAGAAGACUGCAAGAAAGAAAGGACAAGAAAGAAAAACAAAUGAAAUCUAAGCUUGAAUUUGACAGCCCAGACUCUCUACAGAACAAAGAAAACCAUCAGACAGAAGGAGACAGAGAACAAGAAACAUGGAGAACAGCUGAAGAUGAUGAAGAAGACAGAAGAUUUUGGGAGGAGCCUACACCAUAUACUCCAGAGACUAGAUUAGAAACUCACAGAUAUAUUGAAGAAAAACGGAGAGCUAAAGACAAUACAAGGGAAUCAAAAAAGAGAGAGAAGCCUCCUCGGACAUUGGUCACUGCAGAAGGAAAAGUUCUGAAUGUGAAUGUGCCUAAGCUUCAUUUCUCCUUGAAAGAUGAUGAAGAAAACAACCAAAUCAUCUUGGAUCUUGCUGUUUACAGACACUUGGACACUUCUCUGCUUGAUGUUGAUGUCCAGCCAACUUACAUACGAGUACUGGUGAAGGGAAAGCCAUUUCAGCUUGUUCUCCCUGAGGAAGUGAAGCCAGACACCAGCUCUGCUAAAAGAUCACAAACAACCGGCCACUUAGUUGUCAGCAUGCCAAAGGCUAAAGAAAUAAUCCUGGCUAAGCAAGAAGUAUCAACUUCAGUUAAACGUUCCAACUGCAAUACACCGCAAAAAAAUGCAAGAAGGAGCACACAGGUUGAGAAAUUAGAAGUGGAUCCCAGUAAAUAUUCAUUCCCUGAUGUGACAAAGAUAAUCCAAGAAAAAGAACGAAUCGGACAGGGACCUAUUAGGCUACAACCAGAGAAGAUUGCAGAGACUAAGAAGAGUUAUGUUGAUUUUGAAAAUAAUGAAGAUGUUCCUCCCUUAAUUUGAAACUUUCUUAAAUAGUCCCUCUAUGUGUGGCAUUUAUGCUUGAGUUGUUUUUAUGACCCCGUGUGUAAAGUAAGUACAAUAUAGCUGAAGUUGGAAAUAUUAUUACAGUUCUUAUCAUAAACUUUGUUAUGCCUGAGUUUUCUGUUGCAUUUCCUGUUAGUAUAUUGCUAUAUACAUUCUUUUUUCUAGAUUGUUUACUUAGUAAGCCUCAAAUCAGAAUGGGAGUCAUAUAAGUCAGACAUUGUCAUUUCUUCAAAGAAUUUACUGUCUAACUUGAAAGAUGGAGUAUUACUGUAGAAAAAGAGAAGGAAGGAAGAAUGCACUUGUAACAGGAUUUAUUAUUAUUCUAACCAAACUGAAGAUAGC